Molecule: messenger RNA, 2331 nt
Organism: Diorhabda sublineata
Lineage: Eukaryota; Metazoa; Arthropoda; Insecta; Coleoptera; Chrysomelidae
Gene: ND-13A
Product: NADH dehydrogenase [ubiquinone] iron-sulfur protein 6, mitochondrial
Exons: 5
Coding region: 81-428 (115 amino acids)
Biological process (GO): mitochondrial electron transport, NADH to ubiquinone
Source: RefSeq, a predicted model, not a curated record
AAAUAUAUGAAUUUAAUAAGAAGAAGAAAUUUUUCCGAAUUUAGUUUUUGAUUGAGUUAUAUCAUACGUAUCUAACAAAAAUGUCUCAAAUAAAAUUAUUUCUUAACAAACAGAACCUUUUGCGUCCUGCUACCAGGUUUAUGUCGGAUUGGGUACCUAAGGAAACAGUAACUCAUACUGGACAGAAAUGGAGCUCAGAUGAUUAUAGAUUAUCCAGAUUUAUAGAUAGACCUAAACACGUUAACAAAAAUUUUGCAAUCAAUCUCAUUGCUGAAGUUCCCCCAAAACCCUGUAAAGAGCGUGUAGUUUGGUGUGAUGGUGGCAGUGGACCUACUGGACACCCAAAAGUAUAUAUUAAUUUGGACAAGCCUGGAAAUCAUAGUUGUGGUUAUUGUGGAUUAAGAUUUUAUAAGGAAGAUCAUCAUUAAAUGCUUGUAUAUAGCUAGAAAUAAAUUUAAAUGCCUAUUAUAUCCUAAAAUACAAUUAGUUUUAUUUACUUUAUGUUCACUUUGCAUUGAAUUAUUACUAGUAGGUUUUUAUAUGCUGGGAACUAAAUAUUCAAUAAUCAAAUAGGCUUAAAAAGUUUAAAGAUAUCUAUUUGCAUUUUUUCUUUCCUGUGUAUCUCCAGCUUCUUUAUUUUUAACUAGUUUACUCAUCUAUAUCAUUAUCUCCAUGAUUCAUUAUUGCUUUUAAUGCGUCUCCUAGUCUCAAAAGUUUUUAUUAGACAUACGCUAACUCAAUUUUUUAACCACAUUAGUUUUUCUCUAGUAUUUAUGUCUUCCUUUUCAUCCACCAAUUUAGUCCAAUGAUGUUACAUUUGAAUAGUUUAUGAUUUAUUUUCAUUCAUAAACUAAUUCAAGUGUUCAAUGAUAUGCAAACGCCUGCAUAGCUAAUUCUGACGUGACAGAGACGGGCGGAGCUCCUAUUCCAAACAAUUUUGUUGAUCAUGGUAAAUGCCCAUAAACAAUUUUUCAAUUAGUGUUUUCGUGGUUAAUGUGAUAAAAUAAGACUUUUCAGUUGAAUAUAUUGUUGAAGGAACGUACUAUUUAAGAGGUUUUUAUUAGUUUUUUACCAGGUGAGUUAAUUUAACAUAUUAAUUCUGCUUUAAAACUUGUAAGAUUAUGUCUAUUUUAUUUUUGCAGUACCUUUUUGUUUGUUUUUUUUUGCAGAUCCUAUUGUUGUUAAGAAAAUAAAUGGCUUUUAAACAUGUCCUAUAACUUUCCAGCAUCAGUGCUUUUAUAGAUGAGACAAUAAAAUUUUAAAAAGGGGUGAAAACGCAUUAGAGUCUAGUCAUGUGAAGAAAAUGGACUUUGGCUCUGAUUUCCAGGUAAUCAGACGGGAAGUACUUCCUAGUAUGAAAGACAAAAGCUACAAGGUAUCUAUAGUGUUGGAAAAGAAUGGUGACAUUAAAGAAGCCACCUGCACUUGUCCCAGGGUUAUAAAAUGCCAUCACAUUGCCGCGUUGGUACUUUUUGGGCAUUAGAAUAUAUCUGUAAUAGAUGAAGCGUGUGCAUGGAAGGCACUACCUAAACCGAAGGUUGAGCCAGUGAAAUCUGCAGAACACACUCUUAGGUGAAUCCAAUUUGGAUGGUAUCAAAGCAAUCCAGUGGAGUAGAACUCAUGAAAAAGAUGCUCUAGAUCAUUUGAAGCAGAUUUAUAAUUUAAAUGUUCGGCCAACUAGAGUAUGACUUACAAAUUCAGGACUUCUUGGUGCUAGCCCUGAUGGAAUAAUUGAUGAAGAAACCAUUGUAGAAGUCAAAUGCCCAUAUUCUUUCAGAAAUGAUAAGUUGUCCGAAAAAUUGAGGAAUUUUAAUAAAUAUAUAGUUUUUUAUGACUAUGAGGGUAACUUGAUCUUAAAUACAAGUCACAAUUAUUAUCACCAAAUUCAAAGAGCUUUCCAUAUUUUAAAAAAGAAAAAAUGUUACGUAUGUAUUUAUACCUUGAAGGAAAUGGUUGUGACAAUUGUAGAGUUUGACGAUUCAUGAAUAGAAAAAUUUCUAUAUGGAACAAUACUUACCAAAGUUGUUACACAAUUAAAUAAAAAUUUUUGACAUGUUUUUCAAUGUGAUUUUAGGUUAUUCUACAGUGUUAGCAGAUAGAGUAUACAGUUUACUAUUUAUUUUAGACUGAAAAGCCACUCUAUACAAAUUUUUGUUUGCUGAGGACAUCAGGAAAUUAUGUUUUUUAAUAUAAAUGUACAAUGCUAUUUUGUCAAUAAAGAUUUUUGUAACAAACUUCAGCUAUUUUAAAUUGCUGUAUUGAAUGUACUAUAGUUGAGUAAUUUUUUUUUCUGUACUAAAAACUAAAAUAAACUAAAACUGCUUGUGGCUU